This is a messenger RNA of Nothobranchius furzeri (turquoise killifish), 3628 nucleotides long. RefSeq names its product interleukin 6 receptor (gene il6r). NCBI's taxonomy places the organism in Eukaryota, Metazoa, Chordata, Actinopteri, Cyprinodontiformes, Nothobranchiidae. Gene Ontology annotation, cellular component: external side of plasma membrane. Gene Ontology annotation, biological process: cytokine-mediated signaling pathway. The record is from RefSeq and is a predicted model, not a curated record. Gene Ontology annotation, molecular function: cytokine receptor activity; protein binding.
CUGACUCAUCAAGCUGAUGUCAGCAACAUUUUUAGAUCAAAAAACACGAUUAAAUAACGUUAAAUGUCUUUAUGAACGUGUGACCGCCUCUAGUCGGUGGUAAACGGGGUUGAGGGGGUUUAUUUUGGCGCUGAGGAGGAUUUCCUCUGUGUAACGGCGCUGAACUGGGGGAAGAGCUUUGGGAUUUCACAAUAACGGGUCUCGCGUCAGCUCACUGCUGCGUCCAGAGGAUCUCGGCUUUAUUUGUCCGGCCUGUGGUGGAAGGCAGGUGGUUUCCCCGUCAGCCUGCUGGAGGAGAGCUUUCUGCAGCCGUUGCUGUUGGGAUGUUUCAGCCAACGGUUUGGCUUUCUAAAAGAGAAGACUACUGGCAGGAAGAGACAAAAACAAUGCUGACUUCUCACCUUUGGCUGUGUGUUCUCUGUGCUGUGCCCGUUUGCAGCUUUAUUGAUGUAAAGUGUCCCAGAAAAGACCCUCCUCCUGGUGUGGUGGUUAUUUCUCCAGGAAGUAGACUGGUCCUAACCUGUAGCGGCCAUGUGUGGGUGGACGGAGCAAAGGUCGUCCUGAACGGGUCAAACAUCAACAAAAGAAGGCCGGCUCCAGUCAGAGACACGGCCACUAAGAAAGCGGCCGGAAACGCCGCAGUCCGGACUAAAAACCAGACUUCUCUGCAGAAUCCAGUAAAUGAGAGGAUCUUUUCUCCCACGGCGGAGACCGGAGUCAGCUUAGAGCCAGACAGACGCACCGCCUCCCCUCUCACGGUCCAACCAGCCUCCACCAGCACAACAACGAUGGGUGGAUGGGAGGACAAAGAGAUGGAAAGUGAUGAAGAGGAAGGCAGCAGAGUAACAAGAGGCUUUAAACUGAGACCUCAGUGGAAGCGGACUGAACAGCUGGUGCAGGGAGGGGACACAAACAGGGGAAAGGUCACAUUUCUGGGUCACGGGGCGGCUCUGACUCUGGAGUCAGUGAGACUGACGGAUGCAGGGAAUUACACGUGUCACCACCGAGGGAGAGAGGCCUUUGCUGUUGAAGUAGCUGUUGCAGAUCCUCCAGAGAAACCGAGUCUGUCCUGCUACAAAAAGUCCCCCGAAAGUAAAAUCCAGUGUGAGUGGAGGCCCCUGAAGCCCGUCGCAAAGGUUCCCAGCUGUUACCUCCUUCUGAGUAAAGGGUACCUCAACUUCUGCUUGGGAAAUGGUGCUUCUUUGAUCUGCGGCCGUGACCGAAAUGCUGCAACAAGCCGGCUUAUGUACAUGCAUGAGAUCCACAAGGCCCUUCGCAUUGACCAUUUAUGGCAUGAGACGCACAACUUCCACCAGGUUCCCUGUUCCUACUCGUCUCAGCGGUCCCUCUGCUGGUGCGCUCUGGAGCACAACCAGAGCGAGUUGAGGACCACACAUUCUGCCCUCCUGUGUGUGACGAGCAUCACGGGAAACGACACCAGCAACGCCAUCAAAUUCACACCUCUGAACUUCAUGAAGCCUGACCCCCCCUCUGAUGUGACAGCCCACCAGGAGGAACGGCAGGAGAAGGUGAUAAAGGUCACCUGGAACUUACCACCAACCUGGAAGCACCAAUGCAACUGCUAUGACAUCAUUUAUGAGAUCAGAUAUCGACCCGCGACAUCCGUUAAUGAUCAGGUAUCUAUGAUCAGAAGCAAAACCUCCUACGUCAUCACUAAUGUCCUGUCUGGUGUCGACUAUCUGAUUCAGCUCCGGAUCAGAGAAGCUGAUGACGGACACUGGAGUGACUGGAGCUCACCUGUACAUGCCAGGAGCUGGACAGCUGAAGUUGUAGAUUUGACGACACCAAUGGUUUAUUUGCAGACUCUGGCUGACUAUCCUGAUGGUUCUGAAAACGACAGCUACAGCAGCUCGGGUCACCCCUACGUGUCACACCAGGUCAUUUGGAUUUCUGCUGUUUCCGCCUCCUCAGCGGUCUUUUUGGUGAUCUACGUUUUCAGAACAAAACUGAUGUCUAAGUUUAACAAACAUCGGGUCACCCCGUUCGGUGACUCGCCUCCACCUUCGCUACACAUCCCAGCGGCCAAAGACGAGCACGCUCUGUUGACCUUUGACCUUUAGCUUCACAAGGAACAAGCACUAAAUGACACACAGGAAGAGGAAGAAAAUGAGGAAGAACAAACUGUUACGGGACGGGUCACUGUGUUUCAUGAAAAUAGUCUCCUACACCUAUCUCCUGCGUCAGCUUCUGAUAGAAAACAGACGGUGAAACUCUAGGAUAAGAAAAUACUGACAGAUCUACGUCACCCUGUCACCAACAUUCAUGGACUCACCCAUCUGGACUCACGACGGGGAAGGCUGUUGUUGGUUUAGCGUCCAGGAAACAGCAGAAAACGUCUCUGCUAGUAGAAGCUAACCGUUAGCAUUAGCACAGCAGAACUCCUCCGGGCUUGUGUUAUUUGUGGAGAUAAAACAUCAACGUUGCAGAGCAGAGUCAGUGGUAGAGUCGUGUUGCUGUUAGCCAAUCAGAGGGGAGAUGCCCACAUACCAGGAAGUAAGACUCCAGAUCCUGUCUGAAGCUCAGCUCUGAUAUGCUGUUCCACACCGUUAAGGAAACUGCUCAUUUACAGGUUCUGUGGGUUGUUUUGCACUCGAGGUCCAGCAGAAGUGGACAUUUUGUUUGAGUUGUAAAUGCUUUUCUGAAGCACUAUUUUACGUGUGGAUUCAACUCAGUAUUAUGGCUUUUGGAGCAUCUUCUACUUUGUCCUGCAGCUGUGCCAGCUGUAGGACCGCACAGAGGCCAGUUUCUUUCUGCCUUGUUUACACAAGUUUAUCCAGAAGGUCUGCUGUAACAACGUUUUGUAUGUUAAAGGAGAAAUGAUGCAAAACUCUCCUUUUGCAUCAUGUUGAGUUGUCAUGUGGGUCUCUGCUGCCUCAAUAAAAACUCCAAACAUGAAAAAAAAACACAGUCCACCUGUUUUCUGUCAGUGGUUGUUUUGAUCAAUUAUGCCUAAAACAAGCCGUUUCAUGGAGCAGAAUGUGCAAGUCUGUGACCGUCCAGUGUGAGCGGCUCUGCGACAGCUUGAGCGCUCUCGCCACCAAAUUCAGAUUCAGCGUAGCAGCAAAUUGGUGGCGCUUUAUAAAGGAGGCUUAGAGUGAUGGUGUGCAGUUUCCCUGGCGAUAGGGGGCAGUACAUACCUAAAUCAAUGCAAGCAAGCAUUCUUUUUGUGUUCGAGUAAGACCGUACCAACGGAUGGCCCUUAAGGUUGGUUUAUGCUUGACGCGUCCGCGAGGUCCGCAAAAGUUGCGUCAUUUUAACAACCACGCCCCUCCACCGCGCCUCCACACGGCCCAGAAUUUCCGCAACACGCACCUCGGAAAAUUUCUAACCACGCGGACGGACAGACGCGGAAAAACAUGGCGGACCGGCAAGAACUAGUAUGGCGGAGGUUGGUAAAUACAGACAAUUGUAUGAUUCAGCUCUCAGAGAUCACCGUGAUCAACAUGUUGUUAAUAAUUCUUGGAGAGAAAUAUCUCGCACUGUCGGAAAAGACGAGGACGCUGUUAAAAAUGCUGGAAUGCCAUGUUGUAAACAGUAAUUUCUACUUCUACUAUGGUGUAGUGUUGGAUGCAUGCCGUAGAGCUCCAUGCUGCCCCCUACAGUUUGG